Messenger RNA from Anopheles coustani, 750 nucleotides. It is a transcript of the gene Jhbp2, whose product is annotated as protein takeout. NCBI's taxonomy places the organism in Eukaryota, Metazoa, Arthropoda, Insecta, Diptera, Culicidae. The record is from RefSeq and is a predicted model, not a curated record. The transcript has 5 exons. The coding region runs from base 1 to 750 and encodes 249 amino acids.
AUGACGAUCACGGUGCGUUCGUUGACUCUGACGGCGAUGAUCUUCCUUCAGGCGGUCUUCUGCCAAGACAUACCCUACUACAUGCAUCGAUGUGAAAGGGACGCGCCGGAUGUGAACGACUGUCUGCGAUAUGCUGCGAACAAGCUGGCCAGUUUCAUUCGCCGAGGAAUCCCUGAAAUCGGUGUCGUUGAUGUGGAACCCGUCGUGGUGGAUGAGAUCAGCAUCGCGCUCGGCAGCGGACCGGACGGCUAUCGGGCCAGCUUCCGCAACAUCGAGGCGUACGGCGUGAGCAACCUGUCCAUCGUGAACGUGCGCUCCGACAUCGACUCCAUGCAGUUCCAGAUGACGAUCGAGAUCCCGAAAAUCAAAGCGACCGCCCAGUACCGGUCGUCCGGGGUGCUGCUGCUCCUGCAGGCCUCCGGCGCUGGCGAGUACUGGGGCGAGUACGAGGGCGUCAAGGCGAAAACUUACUUCAAGGCGACCCCGUACCAGGGCAAUGACGGACAAACCUAUCUAACGGUUGACCAGACGAAAAUGGACUUCAGCGUGAAGGAGAUCAAGAUGGGCGUGGAGAACAUCGCCAACCAGAACGCCAUCAUUCACGCCGCGAUGAAUCUGUUCAUCAACACGAACGCCCAGGAGCUGCUGAAAGAGAUGAAACCCCAGCUGCGGACGAAGCUGACCGAACACUUGCACUCCUUCCUGCAGCAGAUCUUCGAUCGUAUUCCGGUGGAACAGUGGUUGGACUAG